Messenger RNA from Stegastes partitus (bicolor damselfish), 2098 nucleotides. It is a transcript of the gene rundc3aa, whose product is annotated as RUN domain containing 3Aa. The transcript is spliced from 11 exons. Bases 34 to 1347 code for a protein of 437 amino acids. The record is from RefSeq and is a predicted model, not a curated record. NCBI's taxonomy places the organism in Eukaryota, Metazoa, Chordata, Actinopteri, Pomacentridae.
CGGAUCCCGAAGAGGCCCCGGGGCCGCCGCUGGAUGGAGUCGGGCUGCAUUCAGACAGCAAUGGCUAUGGGUCUGGCUUCGAAGAAGGCGUCUGCUCGGAGCGUCGGCGUGGAGCGAAAAAACCUCAUCACGGUUUGCAGAUUCUCUGUAAAGACUCUCCUAGAAAAGUACACAGCAGAGCCCAUAGAUGACUCAUCCGAGGAGUUUAUUAACUUUGCUGCCAUUUUAGAGCACAUCCUCAGCCACCGCUUCAAAGGUAACACUGCAGGCUCAGGAAGCUGGUUCAGCUCAGAUGGACAGCGCAGUUUCUGGGAAUAUAUCCGGCUGGCCUGCAGCAAGGUGCAGAACAACUGCAUCGCCAGCAUCGAAAACAUUGAGAACAUCAGCACAUCGCGAGCCAAGGGUCGGGCGUGGAUUCGAGUGGCGCUGAUGGAGAAACGUCUGUCUGAAUAUGUCUCCACUGCUCUGAGGGACACUAGAACAACCAGGAGGUUUUAUGAUGACGGAGCCAUCAUGCUGAGAGAAGAGGCCACAGUGCUGACCGGCAUGCUGAUUGGAUUGAGCGCCAUUGACUUCAGUUUUUGCUUGAAGGGCGAGACUCUGGAUGGGAAAUCCCCAGCUGUGAUCGACUACACACCCUACCUAAAGUUUACUCAGAGCUACGACUACCUGAGUGAUGAGGAGGACCGCCACAGCGUGGACAGCAGCAACAGCGAGGAGAGCGUCCCAGAGCAUCCCUACAUCCCCCUGGUGACCGACGAGGAGAGCUGGAGCAACAAGUGUCGCAAGAUGGAGCAAAGGUUUAAGAUCGUCUACGCCCAGAAGGGUUACCUAGAGGAGCUGGUUCGCCUGAGAGAGUCACAACUGAAGAACGUGGAGACGGAGAACAAGAGACUGAGAGCCAAGGUGGAGGAGCUGACGGUGCAGAGUCAGCAGGAGAAGAAGGAGCUGGAGGCCAUCGUGCUAGAGCUGCAAGCGCAACUCUCUGCCCUCAUGCCCUGUGAUUCCUCCCAUCUGGCUAAAGACCUCUCCAUCCCGCUGGUCAACCAGUGGUCCACCAUCACAAACAACCAAGGCGAUGUCAAACUCUUCCGCAGGAGGAGUUUCCACAGUUUGGAGCAGCUUUCUGCUGAAGUCAGUCUGCACUCAGACUCCCAGAAGACUGACGGGAGGCAGAACGGAGACGCUGCCUGGACCUCAGCUGGGAAAGACAACACUCCCUCCAUGCUGGGUCUGUGCGGCUCUCUGGCCUCGUUGCCGAGCUCCAAGUCGCUGGCGAGCCUCAAGUCCAGCGAGUGUUUGGUGAACAUCAGCACCGAGCCCAGCCCUGCGCUCUCUCCCAGCUAGGAGCUCCAGACCAACAACAGCCACGAUUUAACCCCCAGCCUGUCUGCCUGGUGAUGCUGCGUUGUCCAAAACCACCCCCCGUCCUGCUCCCAACCAACUCUGAGAGAAAACAACAGGAAAGUCAUGACAGCACAUCUGGAUUUUUGUACGUGAACGUGAAGUCGUCAUGAAGCUGAAAGGAUCCAUCUCUUUUGGUUCUUUCCUUUCUCCUCGCCUUAUCCACUUUCCAGCCUCCACUUUGUACUUUCUGCAAAUCCCCUUCAUCCAGAAUCAUGCAAAGCCUCCGGGAAACACCCGCCAGACCUUUUCCAAAGCAUCCCAUCUCGCUCCUUAUUUGAUCAUCUCCCCAUGACGUCGUCUGUGUGUUGUUGCACCUUUGGCCUGUUUUAUUCUGUUGUAACCAAGACAGCACUCGCAGCUCUUUGGAUGCAGCCAAAGUCAAAUGAGAUGAUCUUUUUAAGAGCUGCAGAUAUAAAGUCAGAAGGCGGUUUCCACAAGCUGCUCCUUACAGAGUCUUAGAAGUGUGUUUUCUGAGUGUGACUGAAUGGUAUGAGAGUGCAUAUCAUUCCUGCUCGAUGAAUCAAAGGCCACAAACUCUUGCAGUAUUUGUGCAGCUAUUUAUUGAUUCUGUUAAAUAUUUAGCUACCACAUCUGUUCAUUUAUCUCAUUUCGAUCUGGUACAGCAGUAUGUUCUUUUUACAUUGGGUUGUUUUGUUUGUUUUGAGUUGCAAUAAACUGCCUUUUUCCAUUA